Molecule: messenger RNA, 1017 nt
Organism: Malassezia japonica
Lineage: Eukaryota; Fungi; Basidiomycota; Malasseziomycetes; Malasseziales; Malasseziaceae
Exons: 1
Coding region: 1-1017 (338 amino acids)
Source: RefSeq, a predicted model, not a curated record
AUGAACGAGCCGCUGCCGACGUACACGCGGCGGGACCAGACGCGCCCGGACUGGGCGCAUAACUACAGCCGCCCGAACGAUGUGCCACCAUCGUACGCGGACUCGGUGCGCUGGUUCUUUUACAAUUCGCUGCGCCCCGCAUUUCUCGUUGCGUCGCUCGUGAGCGCGAUCGGCGCCGCGAUUCUGUGCGGUGUGCAAUGGCGCUCGAUGGGCGAGACGAGCGGCAAGGCACAUAUUUUUAGCCUUGUUAGUGCGGUGCUCUUUACCGUCGUCGCUGUAUUCCAGUUUUACGCGUUUAUGGCGGGCCUGAACAGCCACAUUUCGAUGCUGCGCUCGGCUGUGCGCCUGUCGUAUGUGAGUAUCGGCCUGGCGCUCGCGGCGAUCGCUGUGUCGCUCGCCAAUGUGUACGGCAACCACGACUCGAUAUUUACGGAGUGCAUCCGCGCCGCCUCGGGGCCCGGCGACGACGUGGAAGAGUCGGGGCCGGUCGACACGACCAGAGAAACCGUGACGGACUACUGCCGCUACGACUGGAACGCGGAUACGGUGUGGAACAUUACGUGGCUCGUGAUUAUUGUUCUUUUUGGUGCAUUCUACUUUGUCCUUGCGACGCGCUACCUGAACAAGGUCGAAAACCCGGGCUUUAGCGACGCACGCUCGCGCCCCCUGGCCGCCGACGACAACCACGACUUUGAGGCGGACAUGGAUGGCCCGAACGGGUACGCGAUGGGCGGCCUUGGCCGCCGCUCAAGCCAGGACACGCUGGCAGUUAACGACGAGGCGAUGAUCGAUGCGAAACUCGACCCCAUGGCCGAUGUGUACGGCGGUCGCCGCGACCUGAGCGACGUCGAGGCCGACGGCGAGCGUGCCUCGGUCGACUACCCCCGUAUCAGCCGAGACAGCGACCGCGACGAGUUUACGAGCAUUGCGGAGAACCACUAUGGCGAGCCGGCCACCAUCAUUCCCCUCUCUCGCCCUGCGCCGGCCGCGACGGGAGAGAAGCCAGGGGCCAUGUAG